AUGAUUAACAAUACUAAGGAGAGCACCGAUCUGUGUACCCCUGAACAAGACAACUGGGUGCAAUGUGAUCGGUGUGAAAAAUGGAGGAAGCUUCCCGCCUACAUUGACAUGAACAACUUGCCCAAAAUAUGGUACUGCAAUUUGAAUAUGGACACCAGGUAUAAUUCUUGUGAUGUAGAAGAGGAAGUAGCUACUAACAAUUCAGAUUUGGGAAAACACUUCCUUGCAGGGCACCUCAAUUUUGCCCAUGUUGCUGCUAAUAUGGAAAGGGGUCUACACGCAGACGGUGCUAUUCUUGCCGAAGGACGCAGCAACGGGGUUACUGCCAUCGACCCCAGUGCUCGCGCUCAUCAUAUGGAGGAACAUUUUUCAGUGGGGGAAGAAUCCUUCCACCCGAGUAGUUCCCACGCCGAUGUUCCUAAGGCGUAUGAUGAGCCCAACGCAUUUGUGAUCAAGGGAUCCCACCAUAGUAACGCCAUCCGUAGUAGUAGUAACCAUGUCAGCAGUAACCAUUACAGUGAUGGCAAAUUUUUCUCGUCCCUCCCCGAAAAGGAGGUUCCCCUACAUGGGAAAAAUAUUCCCCCGGUGGCACUGCGCAACCCUGGUGCGUUCGCGUUUGGCAGCUCUGAAGAUGUGAGCGGCCCUGACUGUGAAGGCAAAAAUGCCCAUAUGGGAAGUAACGAUAAACGUGUGGACGGCCAUCUCGGCAUGCACACCAUACAGGUCAGCACAAACACGAAAGAGCAGCGCGAAAAAGAAGGCACGAUGUUGCCGAAGAAGCCGCUCAAGCGGGAGGAAGGGGAAAAGGGAAGUGGAAACCCAAGGGGGAGCAACGCAAAUCGCGGCGUGGCCCCCGUCCCCAACCAUGUUAAUGUUAAUGCUAAUGUGAAUGGCAGUUAUUUGAAGCAGGCUAAGGGGGAAGACCGACAGCGCCCCCCCGGCGGCAAGCCAGGGAACGGCGCCCCGAAUGUAGCCACGAAAAAUGGGAAGAAGAAAAAUAAGGACACCAAUAAGGGCGCCAAUAAGGAUACCAAUAAGGGUGCCAAUAAGGAUACCAAUAAGGGUGCCAAUAAGGAUACCACUAAAGGCACCAAUAAAGGCACCACUAAGGGCACUAGUAAAGGCGCUAAUAAGAAUGCCUACAAAAAUGCCACUACGAAAAGGCGGAAGGACCUGCUAGCGAGGCACAAACGAAGCAACAGUGAUGGGGAGGUAUAUGAGAGCCAAAGACGCAGAGAGGAGUGCCCCCUGCACAGGAUGCACGCGAGCGACACGGAUAUGAACGCAGCGAGGAAGGUAAAUAGGUACAAGAAUUUUAAAAAGAAUGUAGGCAGUGGUGCCACCCCCUUUUAUUCCUUUAUGCACUCUAUAGUUAACAUAAACUUGAAAUAUAAAGUUAAGAAGCCUUCGGGGAAGGAAAAAAAUAAAAAGAGGGGAGAAGAAGAUCCCCCGAGGGGAAUUUCGACCUGCGAAGUGAAGGAGAAAACGGAAGGUAUCGGUGGCGAUGGUGAUGAGAACCGGGCUAACGCGCCAACAGAUAAAAAAAGUGCUAAGAAAAAAAAAAAAAAAAAUGGCGACACAGAUCAGGGGGCAGCCAGCAGCAACGUGGAGAGGAAGAAAACGCAGAAGAAGAAAAACGACCGCGCGAAUGGUCAAGCGGAUGGCCAACCGAAUGGACAACCGAAUGGUCAGGCGAAUCCCCAGCUGAAGGAUGACCCGCACAGCGCUGUUAACCGGAAUAGGGGGGUGCCACACGAGGGAGGUAGCCUCCAGAAUGAUAACUCGGAGAAGGCGAAUCGCCGCUUCAUCAAAGGUGAAGAGGAAGCAGAAGAGAGGAGCCACCUACACAAUGGGGUUCUCUCCCACACGAACGUCCCUCAGAAUUACAUGAGCGUGCCAAGCAAGUCGCCCGAUUUAGGAAAAAACAACACACCCAAGAAGGAACACCACGAUGCACACUUUGGGAGUGCCCCUUCGAAUGACCAAGCAUGUUACACCUUCCAGGCCGAACCGAAUAAUGUCGUCGCGAGGGAUGCAGGUAACUCCGCCGGGGGAGUACACCCAAGCAGUAGCGGCAGUCAGGCGGUGAACGGAAGCAACACGCCCAUCGCCGCCAAGGCCGCCAACUCGCCCAAUGCCGCCAACUCGCCCAACGUCGCUAACUCCGCCAAUGUAGUUAACUGGGUCCAGUGUGAGAGCUGCAAAAAGUGGCGAAAGGUCGACGCACACAUCAACAUCAGCCUGCUGCCGGACGAGUGGUAUUGCUCGCUUAACUUCUGGAGCAGAUACAACAGCUGCAGUGUGGAGGAGGAAAUAUACGUUGAGGAAAAUUUAAACUCAGAAUUAGAGCCCAGCUUCAACCAAGCACAACAACAGGGGGUAGCUGUGGAGGAGGAAAGCAUCCCCCUUCUGGAAGGCCCCCCAAAAGUGGACAAAAAGGGCAAGCGAAAUGAAAAGAACCAACUGAGCGAACGGACUAGCAAGAAGGAUCAUCCCACAAAGGGGAGUGCUCUGCAAUUCUCAGAAAAAAUUAACCAAGCAGGGAAAGGAAAGGCAAAUAAAAAGAACCGAAAUGGGAACAACCUCAUCAUUAGCAAUGGUGACGUAACCAAAACGAGAGAAAAAAAAAACACCUUGCCGAGUAAGGCAAAUAAAAAGGCAGCCAAAGGAGACGAUUCUUUUGUAGAAAAUGUGGUAAGCAGCAAUUUGGGUCAUUUCCAUAGUAACCGCUUCAACGAAUAUAUGACGAAUGGAAGGGACAGUGCUGCCCGGUUAAGUGGCGAACAUGAACUUCUGGACGCUCUAAGGACAGACCAGUUUUAUAACCCCAUGCUUAAGGACAGUUAUAAUAUGCCAUUGAGCUGUCUCGAUGUGGGUUCUCCCCCUUUCGGAACAAGCGGGGCAGAGUACAAUUCCGCCAGCGGUGGUGACAUGCUAGUGGGCUUUGGGAAAAGGGCCGAGACGCAGGGAGGGAAGGAAGCGAAGGGAGCGAAGGAACAACUGUUUAAUGGCUUGCCGCGCGCAGCGUCGGGGUCGCAUAAUAGAGACACCCGAGUGAGUUCGAAAAGGGGGAAAUCUUAUAAAAGAGAACCGCAAAGUAGCAGUAGCUUCCUCGUGGAGAAGGAAAAUGGCUCCCUCGAGGGGAACCGCUUCUCGGGGAACCUCUCCGCGGGCAACCCCAUGGACUUGCUACAGGGUGCUAGCAAAUACUGGCAUUUGCUGAACAACGGGAAAUUAAGCUACUACUUGAACAACGCCAAUAUUGUUAAGAUGUUUCACUCUUUGCCAAAAUAUGACUACCAGGGGAAUGGGAGGGACGGCACAGUCAACGAGGAGGUCUUUCCAGAGACCCCCCUGGAGGAUCAAAACGGAGGCAGCAUCGGUGUUCAUUCGGGUGCUCAUUAUGGGGCUCAUUUCGGUGCUCAUUUCGGUGCCCAUCCAGCUGCCCACUUGCCGCAUUACUCCGACCUGUGCUCAGAACCGGGGAAGACGAAGAGGUGCAACUCGCUUGACGUGGGGGACCGCUCCAAUGGAGUCACCCCCACCGAGGCGAACGCGGACAACCCCGGGGAGCGAAACUACCUUUCGGACAGCGUCCUCCAAAUAAGGAAACGAAAAAGGGACUUCAUGAGGAAGAAUAGCGAAUACGCUUACGCAGGUGGAGUGGCCAAACAGUGGCACUUUCUGCAUCACAGGAGUGAAGAUAAUCACCGAGGAGGGACCAUCCCUGGAGAUUACUCCUCCCAGAGAUAUAGCCCUUCUUGUGAAGGCAUAAAAAGUGAAUACAGAUCCUCCUACCCUGGGGCACGACCUGCUGCCUAUGGGAAAAGGGUCGCGGGAUACCUUUCGCCCCUCGCGAGGAACACUCAUUGUGUUAACCGCCUGGAGAAGUUGAACACCGCCGUGGGGGGGUACCUAGGCGGUCAUGAUGAGGGAAGCGGGGAGGCCAGAGGAGAAACCAAUUAUCGUGAAAACGGCUGCGAAUACCGCUUCGAACCCCGCCUCGAACAUCGCCGUGGUGAUGGUCCCCCCCGGGAGGACACCAACGAUGAGGCCGAGCUGUGCGACAUGCUGGUGCGCAGGCUGCAGAGCGAUAAGUACAAGGGGACCGUGAUUAACCGAAACAGCGUGGACCUUGGGGUGGGGCCCUAUGGGACGUACGGAAGGAGGGGAGCAGACAGCGACGCUGUGGAGGUGAACUAUGAUGAUAACCACCAGCAUAGUAACACCGGCGGAGGUGUAACCAAGGGAAGUGCCACCAACCCAAAUGAGGAUGCACAAAUGGGGAGCAAUUUCGAGGGGGAAAAAAUCCCCCAAAUUAACCGCUUCCAUCACAACCGGGCGAAGAACAACAGAGGAGACAGCCAUUACGAUGCGGUGAGUCUGACCAACCAGCUUAAUGGAGAGAAGGAUGAAACAGUUGUGUCCCACUACCUUCGUUACAGUAAGGGUGGCAAACAAGAGGAGGAAUUGGAGGGCAUGCAGAAUUAUCGUCUCUCCAGUGCGAACAUGCACAACCGAGUGGGUGGGAUGGACCCCAGCUGCAGACCAUUUGAAGAUUUCAAGUCCCUACCAAGUGGGGUAAAGACGAAUAAUGCCUUUUUGGGAAGCUCAACCACAUUCGAAGGAGAGGAUAAAAGAGCUAGUCAACACUCAUACGAGAUGGACCACUUGGCGAAUGGCUACCCGGAGAUGUACCCAAACCAAAGGAGCAGUGACAACCAUUUGCCGAGGAUAUUAAAGAGCAAAUCGCUGAGCAAUUUUGAGAAAAGGCCCUACUUCCAUCUGGACAGAAGUGAACGUAGCCUUCUUCCCAUUAGCAGUAGCAACAUGAGCAUACCGAAGAGCAGCUCCUACAACAGAAUAAACUCAGGGGACUACUUUGAUUUGCGUCGCGGGGAAGUUGCCAGUGGUCACUACCUGCUGAAGAGGAAUGCCAUGGGCAGUGGGGGGGACCACUCCAUGAGGGACAUCUUCCUCAGUAAUUAUUACGCCAAACUGGAAAGUGAAAAAAUCGAUACCUCCAUCAAAAGCGACAUGAACAAAUUAACUUCGGAUGACUAUAUGAAGAUAGGGGAGUACCUCCGGAGGGGGAGAAGGGACCACGCCACGCAAGGAGAUUAUGCUUGCUUAAGAAGUGGCAAUAAGGAGGAGGAAGAGGAGGAAGAGGAAGGGCGUGACAUUAAGGGGUCCAUUUCCCCGAGUGAUACCUCCUUUCUUAGCAGCAGCUACUUUAGUAGCCUCCCCAAUGCGUACUCCUUUGACAAACUGAUGAUGAAGAUCCCCCGAAGUGAAGAAAUGGGGGAGAGCAACCGUAGCCACCCCAGUGAAGCUGACCUGGGGCUGGGAUAUGCCACCCUCCCGCACAUCCCCACAGGAACGAGCAUCCCACCGAAUGAGAGUAAGCAGCUGAAGAGGAACGCCCAAGCGAGCGCGCAGAAAGGCGCCCUCAAGGGUUCCUUCAUCCAGGGCAGAAGGGACGCCAACAGUAGGAAAACUGCCAAGUGUGCCACUCAGGGGAAGAGGACCUCCGACAGUAAGGGUAAAAAUGCCAAGAUGAAGAGCAACGAGGUGGGCGGUGUAGGGGGCGUCGUCGGGGGCGGCGGCGGAGGCCAGCCAGUGAGCGCCUCCACCAGGAGGAGAGCGGCGGACAGGGGCCCGGAGAAGGACCGGAAGAGCAGGGAGAAGCAGGAGAAGCAGGAGAAGCAGGAGAGGUUGGAGAGGCUGGAGAAGCUGGACAAACCGGAGAAGCAGGAGAAGCAGGAGAGGCCCGGCAAGCAGGACGAGCACAACGAGUACAUCACGUUCAGCAUGGACUACAACGAAAACAAGAACAUCAUUAAGGAGCUCAUUCGAAAUAGAGGCAACCUGCUGACCGGUGCCAUCCCCAAGGGGAGCACACUGUCCGGGUCGUACCCCGGGGGGCCUCUACCCCACAGCGAGUCCGCCGAAGGAGGGCAAAUAAAAACGACCAUAUUGAACGCCAGAAAUUUGAAGAAGCACAUCCUGAGCAACCGUGUUAUUAUAUACUCUAAAGGAGUAGCCCUCGCAUAUAACGUUGACGAAAUUAAUGAAAAUAGCAUUUUCUUUUACAGUUUUGAAGAGAGUAACAUUACUGGUAACUUAGGUAAUGGCUCCCCUCUCAACGGGGGAGUCACUAGCAUUGUGGCAAACCACAACGGUGGAGGUACCACCAACAUUAACAGCAGCGCAAAAUACAAAAAAAGCCACGACGAUUUUGCCAAAGAUAUACAGAAGCAAGCCGCAAACAAUAAUAUAUAUUUUAACUACGCUCAUAACAUUAAUUUUAAUGAAAAGAGAAGUGCGGAAAAAAGCAAAAUGAAAAAAGUUACCACCUCUGUGUUUAAUUAUGAUUAUAAAAAACUAAUUGAGCAAGUGGGCCUUUUCAACGACAGCGUCAAAUUGCAGAUACCUCAGCUGAAGUAUAAAUUUAAAAGGUACGCCCAUCUCGAGGAGGAUAAGAAUGAUGGGAAGAAGGACGACGAGUGUAAUGCCACGGAAGGGGGGUCUCCUCACACGAGAAGUGACCCCAGCGCGGUGAAUGCCAAGCUGCACAGUGUAGCCACCCCCAGCACAGGCAGCACUGCCGACGUGAAAAAGAAGGAGAAGAAGAAGAAGAAAGAGAAAAAGGAGAAGAGAAGUUCUCCCAAAAACGGCGGGGAUGACGAGACUGAUGGGGGAGAAUCCACUGGAGAAGCUACAGGAGAAGCCGCGGGAGGCGGCCUCGACGGUGUGCAGUUAACGGACUACGCCGAGGGAGAGACACCCCCGGGCAGAGGCCUCCUCGGAGAAGACCCAAUCGGAAAAGACCUCCUGAGCAACCACCCGGCGAAAAAAAAACCAACCGUGCAGAAAACGCCGGAGGAGGGACCCCCCGUCGGAGUGCCUGCAAAAGAAGAGAAGGGGUCGAGGAAAGCCAAACAGUCCUCCCCACUUGGCAAGAAGCCCUGUCGGCAGGACGCGCCGAGUGGGUUCCCCUCAUUGGGCGAAACUGAAGAUGCAGCUCGAAGCAGUCGCCCCGGGGACCUCGCUCCCCCCGUGAGCAGCGGCAGCAAUGGUGCGAAUGGCAAUGAGGAGGCAUGCGAACCGGGGGAGUCCCAUGUGCCGCCUAAACACCGCGAUGGUGAGAACACAGCGAAUGGCUGGACCGACCCAGGCGUUAAAGAGGACAGCCCCGCCAGCCAACCCAAAGCGAACAAAAAGACGAGCAAAGGGGUGCCCGCGGAGAGAAGCCCGACCAGUAGGGAAACGCCUCGAAAUGAUCGAAGCAGCAAGGAGAAAAAGCCAAAUGAGAAGAGCAAAAAAAUGGUGCCACCUAAUGCACAUAAUAAUAUGGACGAAGAAACUUCAGUAGCCGAGAAGGAUAACAACGCUGUGACGAAUGAACCGGUGGCUAUUGUGGGAGAAGCUGAAGAUGAUCCAGAGAAGAGGCGCGAUCUGGAUGCCCCCCUUGGAAGAAGCCCCAAGGAGAAAGGCGGGAAGAAGAAAAAGGCCGCAGUGAGGGCAGCGCGAGGGCCGGCACGAGGCGAACAGGAAAAGGAGGGGCAAAGGGAGGGGCAAAUAGAUGACCAAAAUGGAGACGAGGUGAAGAUUAACCCCAGUGGGAAGGAAAACUCUCGGGGUAGCAACGAUGGCAAAUGCCCCCCUUCUGACGAAGAAGGAGAAAAGGCGGCGCAUAGUAACCACCAGGGGGACACGCAUAGCGAGGGUGACAUGCACGAGGGCGACCCUGCUGGCAAGAUGAAGAACAAUCAUAAAAGGAGACAAAUAAACCGAACAAGUGACCUGAAAAAGGAGCAACAGCCAGACUGUUUGAGCGCCCCUGUCGAAUCUUCCAAAGGGCGAGAUGAGGACAAGAACGAUUAUAAAGGUGAACCAAAAGAAGUACAGAGGAACGACUGUGGUCGUGAGGACGGUAGCAGUUCUGCUGAGUUACUAGAAAAUAAAACCUCCGGUGAUAUGAUGGAAGGGGAAAGCGAAACAACGGGUGAUCAUCACAAAAAAGUUCAUUCUGUGGAGGGACCCCCCGUUAGUGUGAAGAAGAAAAAGAAAAAUUUAGAUAGCGACAAGGAUAACCUGGGUGGAACUUCCCCCCCAGAAAGUGAAACAAACGUGCCAACGAAAAGGAGGAAGACAGCCGACGAGCAUAUUGAGCGGCCAGAUGAAAAGGAUAACAAAGAGGAGAAGACCACUCCCCCAACGGACAAAUUAGCAGCUGUCAAAAGGGACAGUGAGGAAGAAGAAGAAGAAGAAGAAGAAGAAGAAGAGGCAAAGCAGAAUUGCCGUUCAAAAGACCCAGACGAACGAAGCAGCCAUAAGAAGGGACACUCCCCAGACAGGGAAAACCUAAAGGGGGAAAACAACACCGAGGGUGUUCUGUGGAUUCCUUUGCAAACAGAGAAGCUUCUUCACCGUAGGAAGUCUCGCGCGAAGAAAAUCAUUUAUGAUGACGAUGAGGAUGAAGAGUGCGAAAUGAGUCCCCAGAAGAGCCCCAAUGGGGUACCAACAGCAGCGGCGGGAGAGGAUCCUCGUGGAGGCAACUUGAAAAAUGAGGAAGUCGAAACGGAUACGUCGUGCCAUAAGGAGGCUAAUAAGAGCCACCCAGAAGGGGUAACACGACAGGAGGAAAGUAAUCAUCCGGGUCAUCGUGAGAAAGGUACUUAUCGCAAGCGCAAACUAGACGAACCGCUGAAAGGUGACAGCCGAUCGAGUAGCAAGGGGGGAGAGCAAGUGGUGCAUCCCCGGGAUGAGACGGCCCGUCUACACAAAGUGAGGCAUUCCUCGUAUAGUCCCAUCAGAAUGGCCGACCGUUAUGAUGAAGAGACGCAAAGAAGAGACCAAAAGAAAGAGCACACAUCGAUGGUACCCAAAAGGAUGCAGAAGGAGGAGGAGGAUAACAACGAAUCACCUGCGACGAACAAGAAUGAUUCUUUGGAAGAGGCAAACGAACGGGUUCGCCCUCACGAGCGCGGCGAAGGGGACCCCAGGAGUUACAACAAGAGAGCGAGGGUACACGACUACAAGCACGAUAGAGAUGAUACCGGAGCGUGGCAGCACAACGGCAGGGGGCAUUAUGCAAAGGGUGGUUAUGAGCAGAGCGAAGAGAGGCGAAGUGUGGACGGCCGGGACAGCCGAAUUUCGCCCUCCCCCUCCGUCGACAGGUAUGGAGAUGGGCAGAGCGGCGGGCACAGCGGUGGGCAGAGCGGUGGGCAUAGCGGCGGGCACAGCGGCGGGCACAGCGGCAGGUAUAGUGAUAAGCACAGCGGUGGGCACAGCGGCAGGUAUAGUGAUAAGCACAGCGGCUGGUACGACGGCAGGCAGAGCGGUCGGAACAGCGACCGGCAUAGCGACCGGCACAGCGACAAGUACAGCACCUGGUGGAGGGAUAAGUACUCUGGCAGGUACAGCGGCAGGCACAUCGACCGGUACGGCGAUAAGCACGGCGAGAAGCACUUUGAGAGGGCUGGAAAAUUCGUCCUCUACGCGAAGCACCACUCGGAUAUGUACGACCGCAGGGACAAGGGCUACGCCGGGCACAACGGCAACCCCCCCAGGCACGAAACGUAUACGAGGCAUUUCAACGACUACGAUCACCAUGGGCGGUUUGAAAAGCACAACAGUCUGUAUGAGAAGCAGGACGUGAGUGGGAAAUCGGACCGCUUUGAUAGCCGAGCGAACAAAUAUAAUCCGCGAAGUGAAAGAGUUGAAGAAACUUUUAGGAGACAUGAUGGCGAACAGUUUAAAAACGUUAACUGUGAAAAGAGGCAUCAGCAUACCAACACGACCAGUCGCAACAGCAACCGAAGCUCUCUUAACCGGACCAGCAGCCAUGUGGAAGAUGCGGAGAGGAAGGAGUUCCCGAAUGGCAGUUACAAAAGGGAGAGGGAGGAACGGGAGCGACUCGAAGGGAGAGCGGGCGAACAGGAAGGCGGCAACUACACAAGGUACGCAGAGAAAAAAGGGCGGUACGACUACGCGGAGGGCGGCCACCACAGCGGCUACGAUCGGGGCUACGAUCGGGGCUACGAUCGGGGAUACGAUCGCGGCUACCAUGGUGACCACUACGGCCAUCACAACCACCAGAACCACCACAAUCACCGCGAUCACUACGACCACCGCGAUCACUACGACCACCGCGACCGUCACGACCGCCACUAUCACCGCCACGGCCCCCCCAGCAAUAAACUCCUUAACAAGAGCUACCAAAAUUAG
Plasmodium vivax (malaria parasite P. vivax) is the source of this 10233-nucleotide messenger RNA. RefSeq names its product CW-type zinc finger domain-containing protein. The transcript has a single exon. Gene Ontology annotation, molecular function: zinc ion binding. Bases 1 to 10233 code for a protein of 3410 amino acids. NCBI's taxonomy places the organism in Eukaryota, Apicomplexa, Aconoidasida, Haemosporida, Plasmodiidae. The record is from RefSeq and is a predicted model, not a curated record.